GUAUGUUAACUUGGUAAUUUCUGUCCUAAGGAAGCACGAGGAAGGAGCGUCACGGGAGUACACCGUUUGGAAGAGUCUGAUGCACUGCCAGUGUCCGAAAUACACACGUUUUCCUUCUGAUCACCGUUUUAUUCCUCAUGACCCCACAACAGCUUUCUGUGAGCUACAUGUAACUCAAACACACCAGCGAAAGCAGAGUUGGAUUUGCUAAUCUUAAUCAAGUUGAACUGUGGAGCGACUCUCUGCAGCAACAUCUGCCUCUGCUUACGGUGCCAAUCUUCAAACCUGAACAUGAUAAAAAUCACCAGGAACUUACAAGCAGCAAUUGGAGCUUAUUAUGACUUUGAGAGCCCAAAUAUCAGUGUGCCCUCUAUGUCCUUUGUUGAAGACGUCACCAUAGGAGAAGGGGAAUCUAUACCUCCUGACACUCAGUUUAUAAAAACAUGGCGGAUCCAGAAUUCUGGGUCAGAGGCUUGGCCUCCAGGGGUUUGUCUUAAAUAUGUCGGGGGAGACCAGUUUGGACAUGUGAACAUGGUGAUGGUGAGAUCUCUAGAACCCCAAGAGAUUGCAGAUGUCAGUGUCCAGAUGUGCAGUCCCAGCAGAGCAGGAAUGUAUCAGGGACAGUGGCGGAUGUGCACUGCUACAGGACUCUACUAUGGAGAUGUCAUCUGGGUGAUUCUCAGUGUGGAGGAGGGUGGACUGUUAGGAGUAACACAGCAGCUGUCAUCCUUUGAAACGGAAUUCAACACACAGCCACAUCGCAAGGUAGAAGGAAACUUCAACCCGUUUGCCUCUCCCCAAAAGAACCGACAAUCAGAUGAAAACAACUUAAAAGACCCUGGGGGUUCCGAGUUCGACUCGAUCAGCAAAAAUUGGGCUCCUGUUCCUGACCAAACCGAGCAAGAUCAGGAUAGACUGUCACAGAACUCUGUAGAUCUGUCCCCCAGCAGUCACGCAAACAACCUAUCAGUAGUGACUUACAGUAAGGGGCUCCACGGGCCUUACCCCUUCGGCCAGUCUUAAACGGGUCUCAGCAAGAAGAAAAGUUAACAAAAGACAGAAGGCCUGACUUUGGGGGGAGAGGGUGAGGGGUUCCUCUGGAUUGCAGAGCAAGCACAUCGCACGGACCCCUGGCUCAGACCCCCACCCACCCCCUCAAUCACGGAAGAAGAGGAAGAAAGACUCGUUUUGAGUGAGCUCAGUAUGCAUGUGUGAGUGCUGAACUGCAGGAAUGGUGUUGGCAACCAAGAAGAAAUCCUCGCAGCCACCUUGGGUUUGGGUGAUGACGUCAGUCUAAUGAGUUGUUAGGUCAUUUGGGAAGGGGAAGAAAUUUAAAAUGGGGGAAAAUAAGCCAUCUUUUUAAACAAAAAUUAUUUUGCCUACAGA
Molecule: messenger RNA, 1386 nt
Organism: Arvicola amphibius (Eurasian water vole)
Lineage: Eukaryota; Metazoa; Chordata; Mammalia; Rodentia; Cricetidae
Gene: Ilrun
Product: inflammation and lipid regulator with UBA-like and NBR1-like domains
Exons: 5
Coding region: 292-1023 (243 amino acids)
Biological process (GO): macroautophagy
Cellular component (GO): phagophore assembly site
Molecular function (GO): ubiquitin binding
Source: RefSeq, a predicted model, not a curated record